This is a messenger RNA of Pelagomonas calceolata, 3836 nucleotides long. Lineage: Eukaryota; Pelagophyceae; Pelagomonadales; Pelagomonadaceae. The record is from the annotation of a GenBank genome assembly.
AUUUAAUCACCCAAAGGACGGUUUAAUUACCUAAAUGAGGUGAGGGUUUGCCACCCUAUAUAUAUAAAAACGGGUUUCACAAAGCAAUUGCGCAUCGCUGACGCGUUGCUCAUUGUAUUGCGUAGACUCAGCCCUCGGGAAGCAAGCGUUGGACCCACUCUCGCAUUACGGACCGCCGGAAUUGCAAUCACUGCUUGAUUUGGCCCCUGCUGAAAGUUUCUCAUAGAGGCUUAGAGAGCCCUCAAGAGCGUGAAGCGACGCGGCGUGCCUACACGAGUCGAGGACGAGGCCGUGUGCAACCGUAGGCGAGCGUCGUGAAGCGUUGACGCAAGAAACGUAAGGACCGUAGCGUACAGCUCCGGCGUCGGCGACGAUGCGGAUGGCUACUAACAAGAGCGGCUACACGGGCGUGUCGUGGGCCUCAAGGGAUCAGGUGUGGAUCGCCCAGCUCGUGGUAAACAAAAAACGUGUGUUAAACGAAACGUUCCACGACAAGGAGGCAGCCGCUCGCGCCGUCGACGACGCGCGGGUGCGCCACGGGAAGAGCCGGGUGAACUUCCCCGAAGAGGCGCGGAACGACGGCAUUGAGGGCGAGGACGAGGCCGCCGCGGCUGCCUUCGCCGCGCGCCGGCCGUUCGAGAAGCACUGGGACCGGCUCUCGCCGGCGGAACAGCGGGCCUGCAUUCGCAUGCUCGAGGUGCCCGAGUUCGGCCGCCUCGUCCUGCGCUUCACCGGCUGCGCGUGCGAGCAGGGCUGGUGGGGCCAGUUCAUUAUCCCGCUGAAGAAGUACUGGAAGGCGAAGCUCGAGGGCCGCGUCGCGGACGCCGCCGCGGCCGAGGAGGUCCUGCGGGACCGCGCCGCGCUGCAGCUCGUCGCCUACUCGCGCGAUAAGGCCGUCUUGGUCGUGCCGUCGAGCGGCCUGGUCGCGGCGCGGCGGCGCAUGGACGCGACAUCGCGGAAGGUCACCACCAACAAGGUUGCCGCCGUCCGAGUCCGAGCCUUCGCCGAGGCCCAGGAGUCGUUCGGCCCCCUCAGGGCGCGGGCGAACGUGAAGCUGAACGUCUUCGACGACGACCACCGCGCGUUUGAGAAGGCGUUGUACGGCGCCGAGGCCGCCGCCGGGCCCCAGGAGCACGUCGUCCUCUACAACACAGAGAACGGCCAGGUCAUCGGCGUCGCGGGCGGCGGCGCCGCGGCGGCGGCGGCGGCAGCUCAGGCGGCGGCGGCGCUCGCGGCGAUGUACGCGGCGGCGAACGCGGCCGCCGCGAACGCGGCGAACGCGGCGCUGGGAGCAGCGGCGGCGAACGCCGCGGCGGCGGCGGCUGCGGCGGCGGCCCAGGCGGCGAUCGCCGCGGCGCAGGCGCAGGCGCUUGCUCCGGGCGCCGCGGCACAACCUGCAGCCGCGGCGGCGGCGGCGGCGGCGAACGCGGCAAACGCGGCGCUGCAGGCCGCGGCGGCGGGCCAGGCGCAAGCGGCGGCCGCCGCGGCGCAGGCCGCGGCGAACGCGCAGCAGGCGGCCGCGGCGGCCGUGGCGGCGGCGAACGCGGCGGCCGCGGCGCAGGCCGCGGCGCAGGCGCAGGUCGCCGCCGCGGCGCAGCAGCUCGCGCUCGUCGGCGUCGGCGGCCUCGUGCUGGGCGCCGCGGCCGUCGCUCUGGGGCGGGCGGCGCGGCAGCACCCGGCCUUCGGCGCCGCGCUCGUCGCGGCGCGGCCGGCGGCUCGGCGGGUCGUGGCCGCGGCCCGGGGCCACGCGGUGCGUGCCGCGCAGUUCGCGGCGCGGCGCGGCCUCGGCGUCGCGAGUGUGGCGCAAGGCGCGCUCGGCGGCGUCGCGUACGGCGCCGCUGCUCUCGGUCGCGGUGUCGCGGGCGUGCUGGGACAGGCGCGCGGCGCCGGGGCCCACGACGACGUGCGCAUAGGUGUCGGCGCGACGAGGCUUCUGGACGCCGCCCGUCGCCGCGCCGCUCUCCGCGCGACGCAGCGCGUUGUUUUAGCCGGCGGUUCCGGCCCCGCUGUCGUCGGUGGCGCUGCGGCGGUCGGCAGCGCGGUUUACUUUUGUCGCCGCGCGGUGGCGUUGAGGGACGCUACGCAGCGGGCGGCGGCUCUUAUCAGACACGCGGGCGGCGUGGUCGGGCGGGCGGAGGUGUGCAUUACGGGUUGCUUGCUCGACGCGGCGUUAGAUGUGGACGUCAUGGCGGCGGGCGGGGACUCGUUGGUUGCGGUCAACGCGCGCGUGUUGGCGAUCGGCGAGUGCGUGGCGCGGCUUCAGGACGAGGCGCUGCUUCGUGAAGACGUGGACGCGACGUACACACGAGCCGCUGAGUUUUGGGAGACGGCGGAGUUGCGUCACGCAUUAGCUAGGGAUUGGUACGACGCGUUCGGCGGUGGUGGUCACGUGGAGUUCACUAGCUCGGUUCGGAGGCUCUCGAUAGUUGACGACAAGGGCCGCUGGCGGUCGUGGAAGACGCUUGUCCGGAAGGACUGCCUCGCUAUCGACCCGACGUCGCCGGACUGCAUGCGACAGAUUACGGACCUCGUGGUGCGGCAAGCGUUGCGGCCGUACCAGCUCAACGUCGAAGGUCAGAUGGAGAACGUGGCGUUCGGCGUCUGCGAGGGGGCGCCGGCUCUGCAUCGCCCGUCGGGCCGGCAGUGCGACGUCAUCUCGAUGCCAGUAUACCGAAGCUCUUUUGUUAACGUUAGGUUCGAAGGAGACGUGACGGAAACGAGCAUCCGCAGGAGUACCCUCGAGGCGAACCAGCCCAUCGUCAACUUGCGUUUUUUUGACGCUGCCAGCAAGGCGACGUUCAACAACGGCUGCUACGCCGAGGUCGUGUGCUCGCAGUUCGAGCUGCCGCCGGCGGAGCGGCACGUGCUCUUUGCUAAUUGGACGCGGCAUCAGUUCAAGUGCGAUAUUAACACGGCCUUCAACCAGUACGUGACGCAGAGGCUGCUCGACCUCACGGCCGAGCGCGCCCUCGCCGGGGGCAUCGAGGGUCUGGACCUCGACGCGGAGCACGAGACGGACGAGUCGCCCCCGCGCCGGGUUACGCUCGAGGCGUCGAUCCGCGGCUGGCUGGAGGUCGGAAUGCACGACCGCAAGACGCACAAGUCGUACUACGAGUUAGGAGUAAAUGAGGGUACAGCGCUCCGUGCGGCAACCUCGAUGUCGCGCGACCACGCGUUGGAGCUCUCGACGGACGGCUUCCGCAAGGUCUUGGCCGAGUGGCGCGGCACGGUCGCCGAAGGCGUUGCGGAGCUCGUCGACGCGAACCUCACGAUAGAGAUGAACGAAGCGGUCCUCUCGCUCCUCGACUUGUACGAGCGCGGUGAGCUGCCCGCCCUCGACCCGCCCGGCGGCGAGCUCGAGGACAAGUACGUGAAGCGGCACCGCGAGCGCGCCGAGCGCGUCAUCGCGCGGGAGCGCGGCGAGGAUGCGGAGGAGCCCGAGGAGGAGCCCGAGGAAGAGCCCGUCCUCAACGCCAAGGCCAAGCCCGCGGCCAAGCCCGCGUCGAAGCCCAAGGCGAAGCCCAAGGCGAAGCCCGCCUCGAAGGGCAAGGCGAAGAAGCCCUCGGCGAAUCCGGCGGGCAAGAAGCCCGCGGCCAAGCCCAAGGCCAAGCCCAAGGCCAAGCCCGCGGCCAAGCCAGCGUCGAAGCCGGGCGGGCGGCCGCGGCGGGCGGCUGCGAGCCAGUCCCGCCCGAUCAUCGACGAAGACGACGACGACGACGAGGCGCCGCCGCGCGAGGGCGACGGCGAGGACUUCCAGCCGGAGCCCGAGGAGGAGGAGGAAGAGGAGUAGUAGUCCGAGGAGGAGUAACCACAGUCCUUACACAACCAAAAACUAA